This is a messenger RNA of Dracunculus medinensis (Guinea worm), 258 nucleotides long. Lineage: Eukaryota; Metazoa; Nematoda; Chromadorea; Rhabditida; Dracunculidae. The record is from the annotation of a GenBank genome assembly.
AUGGAUGCAAAAUCGGAUGUCCAAUCGGCAGGCAAGGAACAGCAUAACAUUGAUCUUGCUAAUUUCAAUUUUGGAGCUUUCCAGUUAUCUACGAAUAGCCAAAUCGCCAACAAUUCGAUCAGCAUGCCUCCUAUGGCGCAGCGCAACAUCUUUUAUGAUCAACAUAAUCCGGUUCAAAUGCACAAACCUAUGAAUCCUCAAGCUGUUUUAAUAACUUUAUGUAUGGGUGCUGAAUUGUUCGACAAAAUUCUUCUGUAG